UCAAGGUCGCUUAUUAUUAUCACCUAGAAUCGUAGGUAGUUGUUAUUUUAAGUGCAUUGUGGUGUUUAAUUCGAGUUUCGCAAUGGACGAAGAAACCGCUUUAUUCGCCGAGCGGUAUUUGAAUGAAACCGAAGCCAACCGGGCGGCCUGUUUGGCCGAAAUCAAAUCCUGGUUGAAGGACCGCGGGGAUUUACACGCCCGAACGGAGGACGCCUACCUGCUGGCCUUCCUGCGGGGCUGCAAGUUCGACGUGGAAAAGACCAAGAAGAAGCUAACCAACUACUACACGAUGCGCAGGAACGUUCCCGAAUGGUUCGACGACAGAGACCCCCGCUCGAAAACCGUACAAGAUUUGGUGAAUUUGGGCGUUUUCGUGCCUUUGAGAAGCACGCAGGAUAAAAGAUUGGUGGUGAUUAUAAGGGUGGCCGUACACGAUCCGGACGUGCACAAGCAGGACGACGUGUUCAAAACGGGCAACAUGCUGAUGGACGUGGCCGCUUUGGAGGACGUCGUGUCCGCCCAAAUCUACGGCGUGACGGCCGUCUUCGAUUUGGCGGGCGUCGACUUUCGGCACGCCAAGCAACUGACGCCCGCCAUGAUCAAAAAGGCCGUGUUCUCGUGGAGGAACUACCACGUCAGGCCCAAGCAGCUCGAGUUCGUCAACGUUCCUGGUACGGUGGGCGUCGUUUUGUCGAUUUUCAAGAGUUUCAUGUCGGAGAAGAUGAGGAAUCGAGUUAGAGUGCAUUCGAGCGGCCUGGAAUCAUUGCAUGGGGUGAUAGACAAGGGUAUUUUACCGCCGGAAUACGGGGGAACCGGGGAAAGCGUGAAACAGCUCGUAGACUAUUGGAGAGAGAAGCUGUUAAGUUACACGGAUUGGUUUAUCGAAGAUCAAAAGUACAAAGCGGACUAACUAUUAAUUCAAUUUACGUGGUGACUUGAUUUAUAUAUUUUUUGUUGAGAAAAAAAUAAAAAAAAUAGGGGACACCCGGGUUUGAACCGGGGACCUCUCGAUCUGCAGUCGAAUGCUCUACCACUGAGCUAUAUCCCCGCUUGAUAUAUCGAUUUUACGAGCGUUAUUUAACAAAUAUUUUUAACAAUAUCACAAAAACUACACUUAUCUUAUAAAAAAACUAUAUUA
Molecule: messenger RNA, 1138 nt
Organism: Phyllotreta striolata
Lineage: Eukaryota; Metazoa; Arthropoda; Insecta; Coleoptera; Chrysomelidae
Source: the annotation of a GenBank genome assembly